AUGACUCAAGAACAACCAGUAGACAUUGGGGAUACAUACAAACAAAUAGCUGCUGCCGAGCAACAAGCCACCAAACUAGAAAAUGCUUUAGAUGCUUUUGAAGCCAAAUUAGAUUCCAUUUUAAAAGAGGCAGAAAGCAUAAAUAAGCCAGAUGCAGUUGACAAUAGCUCCCUGAAUAAAACAGGUACAGUCGACAAUAGCUCCGCUUCCAUAACGAAAGAAUCGAAAUAA
Molecule: messenger RNA, 231 nt
Organism: Lodderomyces pseudojiufengensis
Lineage: Eukaryota; Fungi; Ascomycota; Pichiomycetes; Serinales; Debaryomycetaceae
Exons: 1
Coding region: 1-231 (76 amino acids)
Source: RefSeq, a predicted model, not a curated record